AUGCUUCAUUCAGUACUAGCGCCUCGAGGUCUGUCUGCGGAAGAGAAACGCGUGAAGCUUCUGGAGAUCUUCCAUGAGACGAAAGACUUCUUUCAGCUCAAGGAACUCGAGAAGCUUGGUCCAAAAAUGAAGGGCAUAGUUUCACAGUCUGUCAAAGAGGUGCUGCAAAGCCUCGUGGACGAUGGCCUGGUACAGGCGGACAAGAUCGGCUCAUCAAACUUCUUUUGGAGUUUUCCUUCGCAGCGAGGGGCUAUGAUGCAAAAUCGACUCAAUGCAGUGAAGGGGAGCCAGGAGUCCUAUCGCGCGCAAUUGAAAGAGCUGCAUGCCGCGAUUGAGACAGAGAAGGCUGCAAGGCCCGAGAGCACGGAGAGAGAUGCAUCGCUUUCGCGCCUAUCAGCUGCUCAGAAAGAGCUGCAAAAGCUGGAGGCCGAGCUCGCUCAGUACGGCGCCUGCGAUCCCGUCAAAGUAGAGGAAAAGAAGCGUGCGGUAAUGCUGGCGAAAGAGGCUGCCGUCCGAUGGACCGACAACUACAUUCUGUUGCUCGGGCAUUUCACACGGCAGAGUUGUGUGGAACCCAGCGAAAUCAAGAAAUACCUUGGUGUUGACGACGACUACGAGGAUAUAUGUUGA
This is a messenger RNA of Rhodofomes roseus, 630 nucleotides long. Its product is annotated as meiotic nuclear division protein 1. Bases 1 to 630 code for a protein of 209 amino acids. Gene Ontology annotation, biological process: reciprocal meiotic recombination. Lineage: Eukaryota; Fungi; Basidiomycota; Agaricomycetes; Polyporales; Fomitopsidaceae. The transcript is spliced from 9 exons. Gene Ontology annotation, molecular function: double-stranded DNA binding. The record is from RefSeq and is a predicted model, not a curated record.